Pseudogymnoascus destructans is the source of this 1829-nucleotide messenger RNA. RefSeq lists its product as uncharacterized. Lineage: Eukaryota; Fungi; Ascomycota; Leotiomycetes; Thelebolales; Thelebolaceae. The coding region runs from base 262 to 1815 and encodes 517 amino acids. The transcript has 4 exons. The record is from RefSeq and is a predicted model, not a curated record. Gene Ontology annotation, molecular function: carbohydrate:proton symporter activity. Gene Ontology annotation, cellular component: membrane. Gene Ontology annotation, biological process: transmembrane transport; carbohydrate transport.
CUCCUGUCAGCUUCAUGGCAGAGCCUACACUGCUGGUGUCAGGUUAAUAUUUCUGGGCAACUUCACUCUGGUGCCGAAUCCGGGAAGAUAUAACGGAUACCACGCGAAGCUCACGUUUUCCCCCCGCAAAAUCCGCAAUGAACGUUGGGUCACGACUACCCCACAUAUAACAGUUGAAUAAAGCUGGGGUUGCUUCCCCAACUUUUGCUAUUACAGUUUUGGCACAUUCGUUUCACAUUGCUGCUUAUUUACUGAGGGGCCAUGUUUGACAUCAAUCCGUACUAUGUAUUCACCAUUCUGGUGAUUGCAUCAGGAAGUAUUCCGAAAGGAUACGACGAAGGAGGGUUUAGUGCCUCUGUUGGAUUGAAGUCAUUCAAGAAUGAUUAUGGGCUGGUACCCUCGCUCUGGAAAAACGACCCAUCAGGCCUCGCAGACCGCAAAGCCAACAUAUCAUCGUUUGGCGUUCUUGGUGCGGCGUUCGGCUCCUUAAUCGCCCUUGCUCUCACCGACAGACUGGGUCGAUUACGAUGCUGGCAACUGUUUGUUGUACUAUGGGCUAGCGGUAUCUUCAUGCAGGUCUUUUCGUCUGGUAUUGUUGGCUUCAUGCUAUUUGCCAGGAUUUGGGGAGGGUUGGGGUCCGGAGGACUUACCGUCGUUGCACCCCUGUAUCUCUCCGAGAUUGCUCCUGCAAAGACCAGAGGAAUUAUUGUCAGCAUGUAUAUGGUGCUGCUUCUCACAUUCCUGUCGAUUGGCUUCUUCAUUAAUUAUGCUGUGAACGGCACUAUGCCCGUCGGUGCUGCUCAAUAUCGCCUUGUCCAGGCUAUACCGCUCAUUCCUGUUGGAAUUGCUUUCAUAUGUUCGUUUUUCCUGUCCGAUACGCCUCGAUGGCUAGCAUCCAAAGACCGUGGCCAGGAGGCUCUUGCGGUUCUUGAACGUCUUCGCCACUCUGAUAAAAGCGACCCUGCUUUGUCCCUGGAAUAUGAAGAAAUCCAGCAGCAAAUACAGCUGAGACAGCAAAACCUUGCUGGAGUCCCAAUAUGGACAAUUUUCAAAGAGGUUGCUACGAUAUCGACUUAUCGCAAACGUUUCUUACUGGGCGCUGCUAUGCAAACUGUUGCACAGUGGAGCGGAGGAAACGGAAUUACUUAUUAUAUUCCCGAGAUUUUCACCUACGCAGGCGUAGUUGGAACCAAUACCUCUCUAAUCACCUCGGGGGCAUACGGCAUUGUGAAGCUUGUGUUUACAAUGGUGUUUACCUGGGGUCUUGUCGAUGUAUUUGGACGCCGCCGAUGCAUGCUUACUGGCCUCGGACUUCAAUGCAUUACCCACAUCUACAUGUCAAUAUACAUGUCCAUCUUCGCGGACUCCGGCAACAAGUCAGCAUCCGAUGCAGCCAUCGCCUCGGUAUUCAUCUACGCUGUUGGAUGGUCAAUCGGUCUCUGCACAGUGCAGUACCUCUAUGGCACGGAAAUAUACCCCACGCGCAUUCGCAGCGUGUGCUAUGCAACAAACAUGGCCCUGCACUGGUUCUUCCAAUUUGCCGUGGUGCGCGUAACGCCAAAUAUGUUCGUGAGCCUUGAUGUUUGGGGCGCGUAUAUUUUCUGGGCGAUAGUCUGCGCUGUUGGAUUCGUCCUGCUUGGUAUUUGGGCCCCUGAAACAAAGGGGAUUCCAAUGGAAAGAAUGGAGGAGCUGUUUGACGGCCCCUGGUGGAUGGGCUGGCGUGCUAAGGUCGAUUUGUCAGAGGUCGGCGUGGAGAACCAUGCAAGAAAUGAAAAGGAGAAGCUUGCCAAUAGAGAUAGAGAAGUUGUAGGUUAGAUUUCAUGUGGGAG